AUGCGUUUCUCAACCAUCACAGCAGCCGGCCUGCUCGCCUCCGGUGUCAGCGCCAACCUGCACGAGCUCGCCGUUGCGGCCGGCAAGAAGUACUUUGGCACGGCCACGGAUAACUCUGAGCUCACCGACACGGCCUACGUCGAGAUCCUGAAGGAUGCAAAGAUGUUUGGCCAGAUCACCCCUGGUAACGGCCAGAAGUGGCAGUUCACCGAGAAGAGCCAGGGAGUCUUCAGCUACACCUCUGGCGAUGAGAUCGCCGACUUCGCCAAGACCAACAGCAAGCUUCUCCGCUGCCACACCCUCGUCUGGCACUCUCAGCUCCCUACCUGGGUGUCUUCCGGCACCUGGACCAAGGAGCAGCUGACCUCCAUCAUCGACACUCACAUCUCCAACGUCGCUGGCCACUACAAGGGCCAGUGCUAUGCGUGGGACGUUGUUAACGAAGCCCUUAACGAGGACGGUACCUACCGCGACAGUGUCUUUUACAAGGUUCUCGGAACAGACUUCAUUCCCAUCGCCUUCAAGGCCGCCGCUGCUGCCGAUGCGGAUGCCAAGCUUUACUAUAACGACUACAACAUCGAGCUGGCCGGUAACAAGCAGAAGGAGGUCCUCAACAUCAUCAAGAACAUCAAGGACUCUGGUGCCCGCAUUGACGGUCUCGGCCUCCAGGCCCAUCUCAUUGUUGGUAGCGCCGGUUCCCGCUCUGCCCUGAGCGCCGUCCUCCAGUCCUACGUCGACGCUGGUGUUACCGAGGUCGCCUAUACCGAGCUUGACAUCCGCCACAAGGCCAUCCCCGCCGACACUGCUGCCCAGGAACAGCAAGCCACUGACUAUGUCAGCGUUGUCGGCGCCUGUUUGGACAUCGCCGAGUGUGUUGGCGUCACCAUCUGGGACUACACCGACAAGUACUCUUGGAUUCCCUCAGUCUUCCCCGGCACCGGCGAGGCCCUCCCCUGGGACAAGGACCUUAAGCCUAAGCCCGCCUACACCAGCAUCUCCAGCCUUCUCGCCGCCGCCGGCAAAGGCGGUGCUGCUCCUGCCACCUCUGCUCCAGCAGUUGCCACCAGCGCCGCUGCUGCCCCUACCUCAGAGUCUGCUGCCGCCGAGCCCUCCGUCCCUGCUGCUGAGCCUUCCGUCCCCGAGAGCUCUGCCCCUGCUGUGCCUGUCACCACCCCCAAGGCUAGCAUUCCUGCUGCGACUCCCGCGCCCGCCACUACACUUAGCACUGUCGUGAAGAGCAAGUGCGGUGGUGGUGCUACUGCUGAGGCAGCUUCCAGCGCUCCUGCGGCUGCUGCCACUGGCGGUGCCGCUCGCUGGGCUCAGUGCGGCGGCAACGGGUUCACCGGCUCUACUACCUGCCAGUCGGGCCUCACCUGCCAGAAGCAGAAUGACUAUUAUAGUCAGUGCGUCUAG
Messenger RNA from Colletotrichum abscissum, 1413 nucleotides. RefSeq names its product glycosyl hydrolase family 10. Gene Ontology annotation, molecular function: hydrolase activity, hydrolyzing O-glycosyl compounds; cellulose binding. Gene Ontology annotation, biological process: carbohydrate metabolic process. Gene Ontology annotation, cellular component: extracellular region. The record is from RefSeq and is a predicted model, not a curated record. Lineage: Eukaryota; Fungi; Ascomycota; Sordariomycetes; Glomerellales; Glomerellaceae. The transcript has a single exon. Bases 1 to 1413 code for a protein of 470 amino acids.